Molecule: messenger RNA, 623 nt
Organism: Paramecium sonneborni
Lineage: Eukaryota; Ciliophora; Oligohymenophorea; Peniculida; Parameciidae
Source: the annotation of a GenBank genome assembly
AUGAAUUUAGAUGAUAUCUAUAAUUGGUAAAUUCUUUUAACAUAAAUAUAAUUAGGAUUCUUAGUCAUCAGAAUAAUUAUCCUGGAAAACACUAAGAAUCAUAACCAAGAACUGUUCCAUCAUACAAACCAUUAGAACCGAAAGCAUAAGUAAUUUCUAAUCUUUAGUUCUUCUAGUUUCAUAUUGUUAUUAAGGUUACUGCUGAAUAUACAGAUAAUCAAUUUUUAAUUAUUUUUUUAUUUUAUUUAAAAAUUAGCAUUUUAAUACAAGUAUUUUAUGUUAAAUUUGAUAUAACAACAUCAAAGAGAAAAUGUUUAAUGGAAAUGUAAAAAUAAUUUAAUACUCUUAAAAGGGUGUUAAUCUAAAAGAAUUUGGAGCAUUUACAAUGGAAGUUAUCUCAGAUUACGUUAAACCAUUAUAACAUUCUGGUUUUAAAAUGACUGAAGAUUUAAAUAUCUAAAGAGCAGAUCGUAAACAUAUUCAUACAAUUAGGUAUUUUUGUUAUAUAAUUUAGUCCAUGCUUUAUUCCUGAUAAUUAAUUUAAAUAUUUCUUAUAGAGAUAUCCUGGAAAAGAAGAAGUAACUAAACCUUAGAGUUACAUUCAAUUUAUUAAAAGGGAUUUG